AUGGAGCGCUUCGAGUCUCUGCAGCAGCAGAGAGAGCGCGGCGCAGGUGGCGCCGCGAUUGGCGGAGGCAUGACGCGAUUCGAGAUGGAUGAUGACGAGGUGGAGGAGGAGGGGGGCGGGGAGGAUUUGGAGGAGCUAGAGGAAGGGGUGCUGGAUGUGAUUGUAGGGGAGAGUGACUAUGACGAGGAGGAGGAGGAGGAGGAAGAGGAGGAGGAGGAGGAAGAGGAGGAGGAGGAGGAGGAGAAGGAGGAAGGGGAGGAAGGGGAGGGGAUGGGGAUGGAGGGGAUGAACAUGAGUGAGAGGGUGCAUCAGCUGCAGAUGCGAGUGCAGCAGGCUCAGUAUGCCACCGAUGCUGGUGCAGCUGCAGCUGGUGCGGUGAUCACGGCUCGUGAUCUGGCGAGGCUGUUCGACCAUCCCAUUGACAAGUUUCAGCGAGUGGCGAUAGAGGCGUUCCUGCGGGGGUCGUCAGUGGUGGUGUGUGCGCCCACCAGCAGUGGCAAGACACUCGUGGGGGAGGCAGCAGCAGCGGCCACCAUGGCACGGGGAGGGCGCCUCAUCUACACCACGCCACUGAAGGCCCUCUCCAACCAGAAACUCAGGGACUUCAGGGUGAAGUUUGGGGAGGGCAACGUGGGGCUGCUGACUGGUGACGUGGCAGUGAACAGGGACGCGCCCAUCCUCGUCAUGACCACUGAGAUCCUGCGCAACAUGCUCUACACCAGCAUGGGAGCGGGCGAGGCGGAGGAGGAGAGGCUAAGGGGAGUGGAGGCGGUGGUGCUGGACGAGGUGCACUACCUCUCUGACAUCUCCCGAGGCACUGUGUGGGAGGAGACGCACUCACAGCAGGCGGUGGUGCUGGACGAGGUGCAUUACCUCUCGGACAUCUCAAGGGGCACCGUGUGGGAGGAGACGGUGAGUGAGGGGGAUGGGCUGGCUGGUGGUGGGGAAUGGGUAUCACGGCUCACACUAGUGAUGCUGGACGAGGUGCAUAACAGCGAGCACCAAGGCCAAGCAGUGAUCACCCAGGUGAUCUACUGCUCCAAGGCCAUUCAGCUCGUGUGCCUGCCUCUUGAAAGAGACGCGACAGAAUUCUCUCCUACCCACCCACCCACACCACCCACCUACCCCUCCCUCACUACGCUGAUGAAGGACUCUGCUGCCUCCUCUGCGACCUUCACAACCCAUAAUACAUCUCCUUUCCCAUUGCCAUUGCCAUUUUCCUUUCCCGCCCAUCCGCCUGCGACUUGUGAGUCGACUCAAAAGUCACCUCAUAAUACAUCUCCCAUUGCCAUUUUCCUUUCCCGCCCAUCCGCCUGCCUGCCCACCCUCCCACUCGCCUGCCUGCCCCACUGCCAUCAGGUGCAUGGGCAGACGGAGCUGGUCACCUCACAGCACCGCCCGGUACCGCUCAAGUGGCACUUCUCCACGCGCUUCCGCAUGCUGCCUCUUCUCGACAACCGCGGCCGCGACAUCAACCCGUACACACUAGCACUCGCUUGUCUCCUUCUCCCCCCCCCCUUCCACUUUUCCCUUCCAACCCUUCUCUUCCCCCCCCUGCUCCUCUCCCUCCCUUCUCUCCCCAUCCACUCCUCCCCUCUUUCCGCUUCGCUUUCUUUCACCCCUGUGCACGUUCCCUCCCCCAGUCAGCUGCUGCUGCGGCCAGCUGGCGACCCCUUAUUGGAGGAGCUGCAAUCCGGUAGGAUGCUGCCACGUGGCAGUGGCAGAUCCUUCCAACGGUGGGAUGCCGACGAUCAAACCAGCAGCAGCAGCAGCGGCAGGCGAGGCAAGGAAUCCAAGGGCUUCGCAGGGAGAGGAGCAGACAGAGACGCAGGGAGAGGAGGCAAAAAGGGCGGCAAGAACGGCAAGGGAAUCGCGGCGGCUUUGUCACGUAGCGGGGGAGGGUUAGCCGAGCUGGUGGGGAGGGGGCGGCGGGGGGAGGCGAAGAAUCGAGUAGAGGAGCUGUCGGCGCAGCAGGUGCAGCAGCAGUGGCGGCGGCAGGUGCCGCGGGUGAGAGACACACUGGAGCAGCUGAGAAGGAAGGACAUGCUGCCGGCCAUCUGGUUCAUCUUUAGUCGCCGCGGGUGGGUGGCAGAAGCGAUAGCGGCGCUGAGGCAGCAGCAGCAGCCGGAGGCAGUGAGGGAGGGGGCAGCGAAUGCAGAAGUGGUAGAAGCGAUAGCGGCGUUGAGGCAGCAGCAGCCGGAGGCAGUGAGGGAGGGGGCGGUGGAGGCGCUCAAGAAGGGGGUGGCGGCGCACCAUGCGGGGUGCCUGCCUCCUUGGAAGGGGUUUGUGGAGGACCUCUUUCAACGCGGGCUCGUCAAGGUCUCGUUGAAGAAGGGAGUGGCAGCACACCAUGCGGGGUGCCUGCCUCCCUGGAAGGGGUUCGUGGAGGACCUUUUCCAACGGGGGCUCGUCAAGGUGGUGUUCGCCACAGAGAUCCAGUCAGCUCGCAUCAACGUGGUAUUCGCCACGGAGACACUGUCAGCGGGCAUCAACAUGCCAGCUCGCACCACUGUGCUCUCUGCGCUAUCCAAGCAUCUGGGCGGGGGCAACGCGGGUCGCAGCCUUCUCUCAGCCAACGCACUCCUGCAGAUGGCGGGGAGGGCGGGGAGGAGGGGCAAGGACAAGCAGGGGCACGUGGUGGUGGUGCAGACGCCCUUUGAGGGAGCUCAGGACUGCUGCCGCCUGCUGCUGGGAGGGGCUGAUCCCCUCGUCUCUCAAUUCACCGCCACCUAUGGCAUGGCGCUCAACCUGCUGGGGGUGGGUGGUGCUCCAGUGUGGCAGGAGAAGACAGAGGCGGGCAGCGGUGCGGGCCCAGAAGGGGGUGACUCAGGCGAGGGUGACGCUACCAGUAACGGUGCUGCAGGCGAGCCACCUGCAGCAGCUGCUGCAGGGGAGGAGGGCCAAGCAGCCGAUGCUUCGGCAGCGGCAGCUGCGUUGGUGCCGGUGCGGCGGGGGCGCAGCAUGGAGGAGGCCAAGGCGCUGAUCGAGAGGAGCUUUGGGAACUACCUGGCCAGCGAGGUGCUACAGCAGGCGCGGCAGCAGCUAGCGACACUGGAGGAGAAACUGCAGCAGCUGAGGCAGCGCAGGGGGGAGGUGGAGAGGCAGAUGAGGAGCGAGGAGGAGGGAAGCGACGAGGUGACAGGCGCGUUCCGAGCCAUGGUGGGAGAGUUCGUGUCCACGCGGCACACGGUGGCAACACUGCAGAGGCAAUUGUUUCAGCAGCGAGCAUCCGCCCUUGACCCCCAGAUACAGGACGCCUUGCUCUGGGCUGACGAGCCUCAAGAGGCUCACGCGGCACACGAAGCACCCGUUGCUGCUGCUGCCGUUGCUGCCGCUACAGACGGCGCUGCUGCCUCUGAUGAUUUGCCUGCAGUUGAAACUUCAGCAGCCGCUAGUGGGAUGAAUGGUGCCCCUGAUUUUACUGUGCCUGGUGGGAAUGGUGCUGCUCGCCCCGCUCCCGCACCUGUGGGGCGCAGGCUCGUGGUAACGGCGAAGUUCCCGGACCUGGCGUCCGGGGCUGUGCGGUCGGUUCGGGGGCUGCUGGUUGGGCAGCUGGAGGCGCUUCCCCCGUACCUGCAGGAGGAGGGGGAGGACUGGGCGGAGGAAGGAGGGGUGGGGGAGGAGGAGGGCGGUGAUAUGGGGAGAGUGGCGAAGGGAAGAGUGGUGAAGGGAAAGGGGGAUGGAAAGAGGAGUUUGCGGAAUAGUGGAAGGGGAGGAGAGGGAGGGGAGAGGGGAAGGGAGCAGGAGGAGGAGGAGGAGGAGGAGGAAGGGAGAGAGGCCCAAGGACUGAAAAAGGUGGCUCAAUUGGGCGUUAUAGGGGAGGAUUCCCAUUGGUACGUCCUCCCCUCGCCCUGCAUCCGCCAGCUAAUCAGAGCGCAGUACGACCCCACCGACCAAUCGGAGCUCGCCAUGUCAGCGGCCGACGGGCGGCAGCUCGUUGGCAGGUACCUCUGGCCGGAUGGCCGGCAGGACGAGGCAGAUGAGACGGCUGGGUGGCAGCGGGCGGCAAAGCUGAAACUUUUCCUGCCGCCUGUGCCGGAGAUGCUACAGGGAUGGCUCAGGGGGAGCAGAGGGGAAAAAGGGGAGAGAACGGAGGCUUCGGCGGUGUAUAAGCGGCGGCAGCAGCAGGUGACGGAGAUGGGGAGGUGUGAGUAUGAGGAGGGGAAGGUGGGGAGGCGGGUGGAGGCGCUGAGGAGGCGGAUUGCGGGGAUGCAGCCGGCGGGGUGGCAGGAGUUUGUUCAGGUGGUUCAGGUGCUGGCUCAGGCGGAUGCGCUGGACCCGCAGAGCAGCACGCUCAUGCCGCUCGGGGAGAUUGCCGCCAAGGUGAGCAGCGACAUGGCCAGGCCAGAACUUCCCUCUCCUUGCCUAUUAUCUGCUCCACCCUCCCUCCCCUGCACGCAGGUGCGAGGGGUGAACGAGCUGUGGAUCGCAGUGGCGCUCUCGCACCCCUCCCUCCCGUGCCUCUCUCCACCGGCCAUAGCGGGGUGCUGCGCUGCUCUGGUGUCUGAAGGCAUGCGCAUGCGCACAGGCGACGGCAGUUCGCCCUCCUUCCCGUACGAGCCUUCCUGGGAGGUGCAAGAGUGGGUGUACGAAGCUGAAGAGCGCCGCGAUUGGCUGAUGCAGCUCCAGCUGGCUGCCAACGUGGCAAUCCCUGCUGACCUGGACGCGCAGUUCGCUGGAGUGGUGGAGGCGUGGGCGCAGGGUGUGACGUGGCGCCAGCUCAUCGCUGACUGUGCGGGGCUGGACGAGGGGGACAUUGCGCGGCUGCUAAGGCGCACCAUUGAUAUACUUUCUCAGGUUUGUUGUGCCACUUCAUUGCUCCAGCCAACUACCGUCUCCCAAAGAUCAUCUCAAUCUAUCACGAGCAUCAUUGCCCCAUGUAAAGCAUCAUCUCUCUGCUUCCGGAUGCCUUGUCACAUGCCCUACCUCUCUCACUCUCCUCCAUGUCCCCACUCUCCCUUUCUCCCACCCUCGCUCGCUCCUCUUAUUGCAUCUCACGUUAUCCCUGCCUCCGCCUUUUCCACCUCUCUCCUCCUCUCCCGGCGUACACUCCUAUUGCAGAUCCCGUAUCUUCCAGGCAUCGAUCCCUCAUUGGCCAAGGCGGCAAAGCAGUCUGCGUAUGUCAUGGAGAGGCCACCUAUCUCCGAGCUCAUUGGCUGA
Messenger RNA from Closterium sp. Naga37s-1, 5160 nucleotides. Lineage: Eukaryota; Viridiplantae; Streptophyta; Zygnematophyceae; Desmidiales; Closteriaceae. The record is from the annotation of a GenBank genome assembly.